CAGAAGCCACCGGCUCCGAACCGCCAGCUCCGAAGUCGACCUCGCGUCGCGUCGCAGAUCCGACACGAGUCUCCCUGACAGCAGUCGGGCUUGAGGUCGAAGGUCGAUGGAUCCCUUUCUCGAGUUCUCCGAAGGCAGCGGUGGCACGGCAGCGGCGACCUCAGCCUCGCCAACCGAGAGCGCGUGUGCCACCAUCCGGGCGCUCGAGGAGCUUCAGCCCUUUGAGCCGCUGGCCAAGAAGGGACAGCCGCAGCCCCGCCUGAUUCGGCAGGUCGACACGCUCAUGGCGCGGCACGCUCUGCACCAGCAGUGCAUCGGCGAGCUCUCCGCGGUGGCGGGUGCGGCCGGCGAGGAGGCGAAGGGCCUGCCGUCGCUGCUGCAGGAGCUGGGAGGGUGGCACGACCGGCUCGUGCAGGAGAUGGCGGCGCUGGUCGGAGAGGCGGUGCGGGAGGGCGAGCAGUCGAUCGACGAGGCGCGCGCGCGCGCACGCCGCGCCGAGGCAGAGGCGGCGGCGCUGUCCGACGCCUCCGGUGAGCUCGGGCGGAGAGUGCAAGCUGCAGAGGAGGAGCGGACCAAGGCGGUGCGCGCCUCCCAGCUGGCGGCGGACGCGCUCGCGGCGCGUGAGUUCAUCGACGAGCUCUACGCCUCCAAGGCGCGGCACGACGAGCGGUGUGCGCAGGACGCCAAGCUGCUGCGCGAGACGGUGGAGCAGCACCUGUACUCGUACCUCAACACGAAGUACGGCCUCAAGCAGCUCAUCACGCGCGACGUGGACGCCUGUCUGGACGCGGUAGACGAGCCCUUCCGCCUCGUGCAGCGGCAGCUCAAAGAGACGGUGCGCGCGCUGCUGACGGCGCACCUCAAGGGGAGGCACCCGCACAAGUCGGACGCACAGGUUGCGAGCUCAGUCCUCGCAAAGACGCGCGGCGUGGUGCAGGAGGAGGAGUGGAGGGACGUUGUGCUGUACAUGUACGCGCCCGAGGACGCGGCCCUCCUCCUCUCGAGGCUAGCGCAGAAGGAGCGGGCCGGCAGGCCCCUGCCGUACAAGGCGCUGCUGCAGGUGCUGCUCGGCUUUCAGCUCGACGGCCACCGCCAGUUCCUGGAGCACUUUGUCGUCCUCUUCCGCUCCCUCGACACCGCCGGCAGAAGAGAGUUCCGCAUGCUGGUCCGCGCGAUCGCGCCGGCCAAGAGCGAGGGCGCGGUGGAGGAGCUUCUGCUCGCGACCGAUCCGCACGACCACAAGCGGUUCACCUUCUCGGAUUGCGUCGUGGCGCUCAGCCAGGACCUCGUCGCCCUGCUCGCAGCGCCCUCAUUGUAG
Molecule: messenger RNA, 1318 nt
Organism: Emiliania huxleyi CCMP1516
Lineage: Eukaryota; Haptophyta; Isochrysidales; Noelaerhabdaceae
Exons: 8
Coding region: 107-1318 (403 amino acids)
Source: RefSeq, a predicted model, not a curated record